AUGCCACAUACAACCGACAAGAAGGGGAAGAAGCAGUACGUUAACGUAGAGUGUUUGGAGUACACAGGCAGUAACGGGUCAGGCUGGGCAUUUGGAGGAGGAGUGCCCAUGGGAGGUGCUGGUCUGCAAAAUCAAGCCCGUCAACUUGGAGGAAAUGUGAGCUUUGCCCAGAGCCUAAGCGGGUCGCAACCGGCAACACCGCUUGACCUUUCCGAAUUUCCCUCCCUCUCCAACAACGCCCAGAUGAACACCAGCGGCCAGUCAAACAUGUGGUCAUCAACAGCAUCGCGGAACCUGGGUGGUGGGCCUGUGCCACGCAACCAGCAGUCAACACCACUCUCAGCACAGAGCGCGCAGGAUGAGUUGUUCACCCCUUCUUCGGCGCGCCAAGGUGCCUUCCGCUUCGGUAACCAGACCAGCGGGGUCCCAACUCCCCAGGCACAGUCCAACCCGGUAGAUGAUUUCCCGCCUCUGAACCGAAACGCGAACGGUGAGAUUGGUGGCGAACGUGGUGGCAACUUGAUGCCUUCCCUGGGCUUCGGUAACCAGGCGACCGGCUCCUCCGUAGCGAUACCUCCUCCUCGAAGUGCAGGCGCAGGUAACGGCCUGCUUAAUGCGCUCUCGGCGAAUAGUAGACCAGAUGGCCGCUCACCGUCGAUCGCCAGCGCGCAGGACCAAGCAAGAACGCAAGAUGUAUCCGUUGACAAGAGUGGUGCUCUCCACACAGAGGCAUCUGGCGACAGCAGCUCAUCUCAAGCCGCAGAGAGCCGGAACCCCCUAGGAGCUAUUGGUAACGACUCUGUUACCGGUAAGACGAAGGAUGAGAAGGACGGCCAGUCUCUCGAGGUCCAGGACCCACUGGCGGGAAUGGCCCCAAUCGACAAGUUCGGCAUGAAAGGUCUGCGCGUUCUCAUGAACAACUACCCUAGCUACGCCGCGCUCAUGCAGGGAAUGGAUCCCAACGAGUUUGGUCUUAAUGUCAAUUCUUCAGAUCUCAUCUCCACGCAGAUUUACUCUCUCUUUGACGACACGCCACCGCGUCCCGCCAUUCCCAGCGUCCGUCUACCUGAGUGUUACAAAGUGACCAACGUCCAGCCUAUCGAUACAAAGAUCCCAUCUUUUAACGAAGAGACCCUCUUCUGGAUAUUCUACAGCUGCACGCAGGACAUCAAGCAGCACUUGGCUGCGGUCGAGCUACACAACCGAAACUGGCGGUGGCACAAGAAGUUGCAUAUCUGGCUGACUAAGGAUGAGCUUAUGAUGCCCACCAGUCUUGGCCCUCAUCACGAGCGCGGCUACUACAUCGUCUGGGACACCACCAACUGGCGUAAGGAACGGAGGGAGCUCACGCUGCACUAUGGGGAUCUUGAGACGAACCUGGUACAACCUGCUGCAUAG
Molecule: messenger RNA, 1398 nt
Organism: Colletotrichum graminicola M1.001
Lineage: Eukaryota; Fungi; Ascomycota; Sordariomycetes; Glomerellales; Glomerellaceae
Product: NOT2/NOT3/NOT5 family protein
Exons: 6
Coding region: 1-1398 (465 amino acids)
Biological process (GO): regulation of DNA-templated transcription; nuclear-transcribed mRNA poly(A) tail shortening
Cellular component (GO): CCR4-NOT core complex; P-body
Source: RefSeq, a predicted model, not a curated record